Molecule: messenger RNA, 1750 nt
Organism: Aspergillus wentii DTO 134E9
Lineage: Eukaryota; Fungi; Ascomycota; Eurotiomycetes; Eurotiales; Aspergillaceae
Product: mannose-1-phosphate guanyltransferase
Exons: 5
Coding region: 294-1388 (364 amino acids)
Biological process (GO): cell wall mannoprotein biosynthetic process; GDP-mannose biosynthetic process
Cellular component (GO): cytoplasm
Molecular function (GO): mannose-1-phosphate guanylyltransferase (GTP) activity; GTP binding
Source: RefSeq, a predicted model, not a curated record
UGUUCCCUCGGAUCUAGUGCUGCUGCUGCUGCUGCUGCUACUCCUAUCCUAUCCUAUCCACCUUUCUUUCGCCUCUCUUCUCCUUCAUCCUCAAAACAAUCGGGUUGCAGCUUUGCUUCCGAUCGUGUCUUACUCUUUCAUCUCCUCUCAACCCCUCUGUUGCCUUGAUUAAUCCCCCCUUUUAAUCGCCUUUUUUUCUCUUCUGUCUUUGGCCUGUCGCUCGUUUCUUGGGAACGUCUGGUCGACCCCUCCUAUUCUCAAUUAAUCCUAAUUAACCCCUUCUCUCAUUCAUCAUGAAGGCUCUCAUUCUUGUCGGAGGGUUUGGUACCCGUCUGCGACCUUUGACCCUGACCCUUCCUAAACCCCUGGUGGAAUUCGGAAACCGGCCUAUGAUCUUGCACCAAGUCGAAAGCUUGGCUGCUGCAGGUGUCACCGAUAUUGUUUUGGCGGUUAACUACCGUCCAGAUGUGAUGGUUUCUACUCUCAAGAAGUACGAGGAGCAAUACAACGUCCGAAUCGAGUUCUCUGUCGAGACCGAACCGCUGGGCACGGCUGGCCCCCUGAAGCUGGCGGAAAAAAUCUUGGGCAAGGAUGACUCGCCUUUCUUUGUCCUCAACUCCGACAUCAUCUGCGAUUACCCUUUCAAGGAGCUCGCCGAAUUCCACAAGAACCAUGGCAAUGAGGGUACCAUUGUCGUCACCAAGGUGGAUGAGCCCUCCAAGUACGGUGUCGUCGUCCACAAGCCCAGUCACCCCUCGCGCAUCGAUCGCUUCGUUGAGAAACCCGUCGAGUUCGUCGGAAACCGCAUCAACGCCGGUAUCUAUAUCCUGAACCCCAGUGUCCUCAACCGCAUUGACCUGCGCCCGACCUCCAUCGAGCAGGAGACAUUCCCCGCUAUCUGCAAGGACGGCCAGCUCCACUCCUUUGACCUUGAAGGUUUCUGGAUGGACGUUGGUCAACCAAAGGACUUCCUUAGCGGCACUUGCCUGUACCUGACCUCGCUCGCCAAGCGCAACUCCAAGCUGUUGGCUCCCAACUCUGAGCCCUACGUAUAUGGCGGUAAUGUGAUGGUCGACCCCUCGGCCAAGAUUGGCAAGAACUGUCGCAUCGGCCCGAACGUCGUCAUUGGACCUAACGUGGUUGUUGGAGAUGGCGUCCGCCUGCAGCGUUGUGUUCUUUUGGAGAACAGCAAGGCCAAGGACCACGCCUGGAUCAAGUCGACCAUUGUCGGAUGGAACAGCUCUGUCGGCAAGUGGGCUCGUCUUGAGAAUGUCACCGUUCUGGGUGACGAUGUCACCAUUGCGGACGAAGUCUAUGUCAAUGGUGGCUCCAUCCUGCCCCACAAGAGCAUCAAGCAAAACGUUGAUGUUCCCGCCAUCAUCAUGUAAUCCUCUCCUUUCACGUCGCUACGCCCUCGAAUACCUUGAUUGAAAUUACCUCUAUAACCUCUAUACCUCUUAACCGCCCCUGUGCAUGGAAACCGGAGUCCUUUUGUGUGGUCUUCUCUUCUCUAGUUGGAUUCAAACAGUUUCGAGCUUGUCGGUCUGUUGAUCAAGGGAGUGCGAACUGUUUCGGCACAACAACCCCUUGAAUAAUUGGCAUUAUAUUCUCUUGCUCUUCCCCCUUUUUUCCCCUUCGAGCACACAUGGUUAUUUAUUAUUCUUCACACCUCUUUGUUCUUGAGUUCGUCCGUUUCCAGACGCAGUCGCAAAAGCCUUGAUGGUGGGAGCGUUGCCUAUGGGCUCGGUUU